CGCAUGGCUGCUUUUCGCUUCCAGCCUCCCCUUCCCUCCUCCCGUCUGCGCCUGCGCUCCCCCCAUGGCGAAAAACCUGUUCUCGGUGCCCAUCUUCUUCAUCGUCUUCCGCGAGACGCUCGAGGCGGCGAUCAUCGUCUCCGUCCUGCUCGGGCUCGCGGAGCAGAUCGUCUACGACGACAGCACCCAUUUUGGCGAGCGGCACCGCAUUGCGGAGACGCCAGCGACGCCAGCGGCCGACUCGGACACGAGCGGCUCGAACGACGUUGAGGAUGACACGGCCCACCGCAAGAUGCUCAUCCGCAAGAUGCGCAUUCAGAUUUUCGCAGGUGCUUUCUUGGGCUUGUUUAUUGCCCUCGCCAUCGGUGCCGCUUUCAUUGCCGUGUGGUUCACGCAGGCCUCGAACCUGUGGUCCAAGUCCGAGGAGCUCUGGGAGGGCAUCUUCGAGCUCAUCGCGUCGCUCAUGAUCUUCGUCAUGGGCGUCACGAUGCUCAGAAUGGACCGCGCCAAGGCGAAAUGGCGGGUCAAGCUCGAGCGCGCGUUUGCCGGCGCCAAAGCCGACCGCGGCUCGCGUGCCGGGCGCUGGGUCCUCUUCAUCCUCCCUCUCAUCACCGUCCUGCGCGAAGGCAUGGAAGCGGUCGUGUUCGUCGGCGGCGUCGCGCUCGGCCAGCCCGCGACGUCGAUCCCCAUCGCGGCGAUCGUCGGGCUCAUCUGCGGCGUGACGUGCGGGUUCCUGAUCUACGGCUUCGCGUCGCGCACGACGCUCUCCGUGUUCCUCAUCGCCAUGACGAACCUCGUGCUGCUCAUCGGCGCGGGGCUCUUCUCGCGCGCCGCGUGGGCCUUCCAGCAGAACGCGUUCAACCGCCUCCUCGGCGUCGACGUCGACGACGCGGGCGGCGACGGCCCCGGCUCGUUCAACGUGCAGGGCAGCGUGUGGCAUCUGGACUGCUGCAACCCCGAAGACCAGCUCGAUGGCUCCGGGUGGAGUGUCUUCAACGCUAUUUUCGGGUGGACCAACUCUGCUAACAUCGGCUCCAUCCUCGCGUAUGUCUUCUACUGGAUCGCGGUGAUGGCCACGUUGGCGUACAUGAAGUUCAAGGAGGGGCGCACCACGUUCUUCGGCUUCGAGUCCGCUGCCGGCCAACGCCGCCGUCUCGCGCUCGAGCGCAAGUCGAGGGAGCCCGUCGAGGCGAGCUCUGUCGAGGAGGUCAAGCAGUGAAUGACUGGACAAAACAAAACAACUCGUUACGAGAUUGAUGAACAGAAUGAAAUGUCCUUGUAGUUGAAUGAAUCAUGUGCAGAACGACUUGUCAAA
This is a messenger RNA of Mycena citricolor, 1315 nucleotides long. Lineage: Eukaryota; Fungi; Basidiomycota; Agaricomycetes; Agaricales; Mycenaceae. The record is from the annotation of a GenBank genome assembly.